AUGUCGGCACCAGAACUUACUGAUAUUAGAUCUCCUUUAGAUGUAAACAAACUAAAACAAUUCCUUGCCUCAGUUACGGGCUCAGAAUCCAAUAAAGUGGUGUUGGGUCAUAAGGCAACAGUUCCAACCACUUUUAGUGAAAUCAAACAAUUUACAUUUGGUCAAUCCAAUCCAACAUAUUUCCUUUCCACACCAGAAGGGAAAAACUAUGUUUUGCGUCGGAAACCAUCUCCAAAUUCCAAAUUGAUUUCUAAACUGGCUCAUGCCGUGGAAAGAGAAUUUUUCAUUUUAAAUGCUAUCAAUAUUUUGAAUUCCGAAUCCGAUAACCUUACUGUACCAGUCCCUAAAGUUCAUUUAUUAUGUGAAGAUGAAUCACAAAUCGGUUAUGUAUUUUAUAUUAUGGAUUAUGUGAAUGGUAUUCAAAUUAAGAAUCCAAGUAUGCCAGGAAUCGAAGAAGCUGAUCAAAAGAAAUAUUGGAAAUCAAUUAUUGAAACAAUUGCCGCCAUUCAUUUAUUAAAUGUCGAGAAAUUAAUUUCAUUAUUACCAAAAUCCCAUUUCCCACAAUUUCAAAAUAUCGAUAAAUUAAAGAGUACUUCUUAUUUUGCUCGUCAAAUUAAAACUUUGAAUAAUAUUCAUAAUUUGCAAAGUCAACAUGUACCACCAAUCCCUGAUUUUGAUAAAAUCACUGGUUGGUUACAAAAAUAUGCUCCACAAGAUCCAGAUAAAUUGACUUUGAUUCAUGGAGAUUUGAAAAUCGAUAAUAUACUAUUUGAUCCAAAUUCGAAAACCGUUUGUGGUGUUUUGGAUUGGGAAUUAACCACCAUUGGUAACCCACUUUUCGAUUUGGCCAAUUUCUUACAAGCAUUCCAAUUACCUAAUAAAUUGAAUCGUAUGUUAUACUAUCCUCAAAAAACCGCAAUGGGGGCUGAAAAUAAAAACUCAACCGAAUUUUUAUACGAAAAAUUACAUGAAUAUGAAAAAUUGGUGACUUGGUCUAAAACUGAUUCUAAAAAUAAUCCAUCCGAGUUGUGGCCUAUUGGUCAUACAUUUGGGUUAUUACGUCUUUCUGUUAUCAGUCAAGGUAUCGCCAUGAGAGUGAAAUUGGGAAAUGCCUCAAGUGCCAACGCCAAAGGUUAUGCUUCCAUGUAUCCAUAUCUAAGUGAAUUAGCCAUGGAAAAUGUUAACAAAACAAAGAAAACUUCAGUUUUGUAG
This is a messenger RNA of Candida dubliniensis CD36, 1212 nucleotides long. RefSeq lists its product as uncharacterized. Gene Ontology annotation, biological process: protein phosphorylation. The transcript has a single exon. The record is from RefSeq and is a predicted model, not a curated record. NCBI's taxonomy places the organism in Eukaryota, Fungi, Ascomycota, Pichiomycetes, Serinales, Debaryomycetaceae. The coding region runs from base 1 to 1212 and encodes 403 amino acids. Gene Ontology annotation, molecular function: ATP binding; protein kinase activity.